GAUAUUUUCUGCCUUCGAAGAAGCUAUUUUAAACUACUUUUCCAUAUCCAAGAAGACGAAUCGAACAAAACCAAAAAAUGGCUCGAAGAAGACUUUGUAACCUCUGCGUGGAAAAAUCCUGCUGGCUGUCACCACGAGUGCAUGCUGCAUCGAAAAUUAAUUAAAUUAACACUGCACUGAUGUUAUGACUUAAAUGCCUUGAAGAACAGUUGCAGUCCUCAAAACAGGCCAAAAUGAGAGAGGACAUGAUGGAUGAGGUAGCAGUAACAUCCGCCAGCGAGUUCGAUCUGGCCAACAUCCACGAAGAAGAGUUCGAACUGCAUACGACGUAUAUAGUUCCGGAUCUGCCGGUUGAGCCGGGGAUACCGAAUCGGGCUGAAGCUACCCUUCCUAGGAAUCUCGUCCUCAAAACAUCUCAAGCGCUGUCAGACGCGCAAGGCGUUUGGAGUACAGGAUAUAUCCCACGAGGGACCCGCUUCGGGCCUCUCGUGGGAGAAAUUUAUGCCAAAGAUGCUGUACCAAGUUCUGCGAAUCGGAAAUACUUUUGGAGGGUUCAAAUGAGGGAAGGCUUUUAUAGAAACAGUUCUAAUGACAGCAAGAUAUAUAAAGAUAACGAGCUGUAUUAUUACAUAGAUGGAUUUGACACGUCUAAAGCUAACUGGAUGAGAUAUGUGAAUCCUGCUUACUCCAGUGAAUCUCAAAACUUAAUCGCCUGUCAAUAUAAAAUGAAUAUUUAUUUUUACACCAUCAAACCUAUUCUUCCCAACCAGGAACUUCUCGUGUGGUACUGCAAGGAAUUCGCGGAAAGACUUAACUACCCCCUAACCGGCGAGCAGAUGUUACAAAGAAUACGACAACAAGUACAACAAUCGUCAGAAGUUAUCACUGUCAGCACUACGGACCCACCUGCCAAAGACGGUCCUUACGAACACCAGUUAACACCAACCGACGGAAGUGUGAGAUCAGAUGAAGGGUACCACAGUAACGGCUAUCAUGAUGAUGCUUUCACACCUCCCGAAGACUCGAGUGAUUCCGAUAGUGAGAGUAAUUACGUUCUUGAUUUUAGUAAAAAACCAAAUUCGAAGGAAACCGCGGUGAUCAAACCCGUAUCACCAGAAACUCAGAAGAACGAGUACCGGAAAGUGAAAAUAAAAAUCUCAAAAGCUUACCACUACAAAUCGACGAAAGGAGUGGAAAGCGACCACGAAAUGGAAAAAGAAGUCCCCAGUGACGCUGCAGUACCUGAAGUAACAACACUAACCCCGAGAAUAAUCACACCUCCAAGUACAGUAAUCGUAAUCGACUCGCCUCCGCCUGAAGUUCCUAACAAACCGUUCUACGAACCAGAAGUGAAAUCCCAGAACGUGAUUUCGCGAUACACGCCGCCAUCGUCUAGCAUCCUGGAAAACAUCCUUCUAAGGAACAGGAUCGACACCAACAACAAUGACAACAACCAGAGACAACCCAACGCCACGCCCCCUCCCAGCUCGCCAACCGAGAUGGCUUACUCCUACAAGAAGAGUCAUCGAUACGGGACCAUGCCCUGCAGUCCCGACUCAAGUUCAAACGUCCAAGUUCAAAACAUGCUUCCUCCUAGUCCCGCGAUGAUCAAAAACCACCCCCCGAGUCCCGUUCAGCCGACCACCGUCUACGUACCUCACUCCACCGAAAACUACACCAAUCACAUCCAACCCAGCAACUACUACAACAUCUACCCCUCCAACGGGAUUGUCCACAGCACCAUCACGUCCGCCCCCACGACGACGUACUCUCCACCCAUCACGACGAGCUUCACCACCAACCACCAUCCGAACGGGUCCAAUCUCAUGAUCCCGGCGACCCACAUCAUCAACUCGAACCUCACGCAUCACCUCCUCACCCCUCUGAACCCGAUUCAGACCAACGGGCGCGCGUCCCCAUGCUCGAGGAGCCCGGACGGGGGUGGCUCGAUCAACGGGAGUCCCGGGAGCCCCAAUUCGGGUCAGUCGAGGGGCUACCGGAGCCUGCCCUACCCUCUGAAGAAGAAGGACGGGAAGAUGCACUACGAGUGCAACGUGUGCUGCAAGACGUUCGGGCAGCUCUCUAACCUUAAGGUCCACUUGAGGACCCAUAGUGGGGAGAGGCCGUUCAAGUGUAGCGUCUGCACCAAGUCGUUUACGCAGUUGGCGCACCUGCAGAAGCACCACUUGGUGCACACUGGGGAGAGGCCGCACGAGUGCGGGAUCUGCAAGAAGAGGUUCUCUUCGACUUCGAAUCUUAAGACUCAUUUAAGGCUGCACAGUGGGCAGAAGCCCUACGCUUGUGAUUUCUGUCCCGCGAAGUUUACUCAAUUUGUACAUCUUAAGUUACAUAAGAGGUUGCAUACGAACGAAAGACCUUAUAUUUGUCAGGAGUGUGGCAAGAACUAUAUUAGUGCCUCUGGUUUGAGGACGCACUGGAAGACGACGAGCUGUCGCCCGAAUAAUAUCGACGAAGAACUGAAUGGGGAGGGAUCGCCCAAUGGGUACUACGAGUACGCUGGAUCGGACGGUAGUUUAGGAUCUGUAGAAAUGAACAAAGACAUCCACGAGGACUCCAAAGAAUUCCUGGAAAUCCACUCCCAGCAGCAGCCCCAGGUCGCCCACUCGGUGUUGCACCCCGGCCUCUCCAGGCCGCUGCCCCCCGGUUUGCAGACCCCCCAGCGACAGCCCCCGCAGUCCUCCCUCCACCCCGGCAAGGAAACGCGACCGAGCGUGAUCGAGUCGUCGCAGCCACACAUAAUUGAAUGUACCUAAGAUGUAUUCCUGCUCAUCUAGUGUAGUUUUGUUAAGUUUUUUAAGAUUUAUUUAUUAAUAGGAUAGUACUGAGGUAAAACGUGUGUUCACGAUGGGACUGGACACUGUUAUGUAAGCGUUCGAAUGAAUAAAUAUUUAAUUUUUCUAAAGAUACUCAUUACAUUUUGUUGAGAUAAUUUAUUCUAUUUAUUGUUAGUUGUUUAAUGAAAGUAUUUUAUGGAAUUAACCGAAUUUUGACUUUAGACUGAUCACGUAUAAAGCAAUACUAUUUAUGACUUGCACGAAAUUGUCUACACUGUGUGUUUAUUUGUAUUUGAAUGUUUUAGGAGAAACUAGAUCGUUUUUACGUUGUAGAUUUUGUAUUGAAUGUGUUCUGCAGUUUAUAUACAUUAAUAUACUGACAUGUAUUGAUGGUACUUGAUUGGACGCCUCUUAACUCCAUAUUGAGAAACUACAAAUUCGGUCACCCCUCACGCCUAAAUUUCGGAAAAUGUAUUUGUUGCAAGCGUAGUUGCUUGAUAUGCUGUUAAAUCCAUAACUUACUUAUGUUAGAAUAUACCCCAAAUAAGUAUAAGCCAAAUGAGAUCAUCCUCUUCAUGUAUCGCUACUAUUUAUACAUGUAAAGUUCAAUGUAUGUAAUUGUAUAAAACUAAAUGGUGCUUGUGACUUUAAUUUAAGUGUGUACGAAAUUCCUGAGCUUAGCGGUGGAAAAUUAUUUGUCAGCUUGCACUAAAACAAGAUCAGUAUUAAUUUGAUUCGAAUCGUAAAUACUGUACAUCAUCAUUUGUUGGUUUUUGUAAAAACAUUAUUUUUGUACAUUUCGUCAUCUGUAAAUAUAAUUUCAAUUUAGGUACCUACUUGAAAUUAAUGUAAAUUUGUGUAAAUUGUGAAUAUUUUAAAAUUAGCGCGAUCACUUGCCGUGUACAUAAAUUGUUCGUUUAUAACAACACAUUGCCUUUCGCAUAUAAGGUACAAACCUCCAUAUUUUGUUUUUGACAGUUUUUGUUUCCGAGUUAUUUCAUAUAACACACAAUAGUAUAAUACGAUUAUUAUUAAAGGUAGUAUGUACUGUGUACAAUAAGAUUUGUUUUUUAUUGUUAUUUAGUUGUACUUGUAGUUAUUUAUAUCUCUCUACAAACCUUCGGCUUCUGAAACAUCGUUGUGUUACUUGGUUUUAAGAAAAUUGUACAUUUCGAAUGAAUCCCGGUGUUUGCACGUUUGCAUUUAACAUGAAAAAUUAGUUUAGGUGGGUACCUUCGUUUUGUUGUUUAUUACAAAGGUAUGAUUUUA
Messenger RNA from Zophobas morio, 4064 nucleotides. RefSeq names its product PR domain zinc finger protein 1 (gene Blimp-1). The record is from RefSeq and is a predicted model, not a curated record. Bases 234 to 2774 code for a protein of 846 amino acids. Gene Ontology annotation, biological process: cell fate commitment; regulation of transcription by RNA polymerase II. Lineage: Eukaryota; Metazoa; Arthropoda; Insecta; Coleoptera; Tenebrionidae. Gene Ontology annotation, cellular component: cytoplasm; nucleus. The transcript is spliced from 10 exons. Gene Ontology annotation, molecular function: RNA polymerase II cis-regulatory region sequence-specific DNA binding; DNA-binding transcription repressor activity, RNA polymerase II-specific; protein binding.